This is a messenger RNA of Neoarthrinium moseri, 1356 nucleotides long. RefSeq lists its product as uncharacterized. The transcript has a single exon. Lineage: Eukaryota; Fungi; Ascomycota; Sordariomycetes; Amphisphaeriales; Apiosporaceae. The record is from RefSeq and is a predicted model, not a curated record. The coding region runs from base 1 to 1356 and encodes 451 amino acids.
AUGAUGCAGCGAAACCGUACCACCUCUGGCACCCGUGCCACCACUGCUCGCGCCGUCUCUGGCCCCCACUCAUCUUCUGCCGCACGCCUGAUGCGCCUCCGCACCACCUCAGCCGGCUUGCCCAGAGCUAAUGCUGAGGCUGCCAACUCCCCCACUGCUCCGGUCCACCAGGCAUCCGCUGCUGGCAAUGCCGAGCAAGCUCACACACCCAUGCCCAUCGAUGUCAACCGUGCCAACGCUUCCAACGUCCCCGCUCCUCAGAGCCAGACACCCAUCACUCCCGUUGUCCUGAACAGCGGUGAGGUCUUGAGCUCUGCCGAGUUUCGCAUCAUGAGAACCGAGCUCGCUGCUGCCCGACGCAAUGGAGAGUUCCCCGCUACUCGCCUCUCCUCCCAUUGCGCAGACGCUGUAGCCGAGGACUACGAGCAGCUUCAACGUCUCCGUCAGCUGCGUGGUGAUCCGGCCCAGCCGCCCUCCGACCAGUACUACAGCGAGUUUGUCGAGACUGCCCGCAAGACCCAGCAGCGCGAUGCUGAGGCAGAGGAUGAUCUUCGCGUUCAGCGUGCCCAUGAAAAUGUUCGGAACAUGGUCAUCAACCAGAACGUCGGUGCUGAUCUCCAUGGCAUCAUCCAGCAUGCCGCCGCCAGCGCUAUCGACCGAGCUCUUGCCAACAACCAGGCUCAGUCUCUUCAUGGCAAUGUUGUCCGCGAGAUUGUCCAAGCCACCCUUCAGAACAUGGAUGCUCAAGGGGCUGUUGGUGUCCAGGCUCUCGACAUGGACGCUGUCUUGGAGGAUGUCAUCACUGUUGUUGAGGCUGCUGCUCUUGAUGCAGCUGGUCCUCUUCGACUGAACGUCAACCGUAUGGAUGGCCAGAUCAACCGUAUGGAUCAAGCACUUGAGGGCCAUCUUGAGAAUCUCUCAACGCAGCUUGGUGCCAUGAACAACCAUGUCAGUGCUGUCGGCAACCAUGUCAACGCUCUUGGAGCUUUCAUGCAGACCAUCAACAACACCGCCACAGCAACCAAUCACCAGAUGACGAGCAUGUCUGACCAAGUCCGAAACACUCAAACCAACGCUCAAGCUAUCAUCAACAUGAUACCUGCCUUGGUUGAAGAGGCAAUCCAGCAAGCUCUCCCCGGCGCUCUUCAGACCAUCCUCGCCCCAGUACUCGCUGCAGCCAUACAGAGUGGUGCAGUCAACGGCAAAGGCUUCGGUGUCAAUGUCACUUCUGAGAAGGGUACCAGUGAGGUCUCUAAGAAGCCCAAGAAGCGCGGUUUCUUCAGCCGCAUCUUCAAGCGACACUGCAAGAAGGAUGACCGCAACGGUGGUGGUUCGCCUCCCAGCAUGGCCUGCUAA